This is a messenger RNA of Neogale vison (American mink), 2276 nucleotides long. It is a transcript of the gene DNAJB1, whose product is annotated as DnaJ heat shock protein family (Hsp40) member B1. Lineage: Eukaryota; Metazoa; Chordata; Mammalia; Carnivora; Mustelidae. Bases 63 to 1085 code for a protein of 340 amino acids. Gene Ontology annotation, cellular component: cytosol. Gene Ontology annotation, molecular function: transcription corepressor activity; Hsp70 protein binding. The transcript is spliced from 3 exons. The record is from RefSeq and is a predicted model, not a curated record.
GACCGGGCGGCGGCGAAGCCGGGGUACGGCGACAGCUGGGCGGCGGGCCGCAGGCGGGGACUAUGGGCAAGGACUAUUACCAGACGCUGGGCCUGGCCCGCGGCGCGUCGGACGAGGAAAUCAAGCGAGCUUACCGCCGCCAGGCGCUACGCUACCACCCGGACAAGAACAAGGAGCCCGGCGCCGAGGAGAAGUUCAAGGAGAUCGCCGAGGCCUACGACGUGCUCAGCGACCCGCGCAAGCGUGAGAUCUUUGACCGCUACGGGGAAGAAGGUCUAAAGGGUGGUGGCCCCAGUGGUGGGAGCAGUGGUGGUGCUAAUGGUACCUCUUUCAGCUACACAUUCCAUGGAGAUCCUCAUGCCAUGUUUGCAGAGUUCUUCGGUGGCCGAAAUCCCUUUGACACCUUUUUUGGGCAGCGGAACGGGGAGGAAGGCAUGGACAUUGAUGACCCGUUCUCUGGCUUCCCCAUGGGCAUGGGUGGUUUCACCAACAUGAACUUUGGCCGUUCCCGUCCUGCCCAAGAGCCCACCCGAAAGAAGCAAGAUCCCCCCGUCACCCACGACCUUAGGGUCUCGCUUGAAGAGAUCUAUAGCGGCUGUACCAAGAAGAUGAAAAUCUCCCAUAAGCGGCUGAACCCCGAUGGAAAGAGCAUUCGCAACGAAGACAAGAUCUUGACCAUCGAAGUGAAGCGGGGGUGGAAAGAAGGGACCAAAAUCACCUUCCCCAAGGAAGGUGACCAGACCUCCAACAACAUUCCAGCUGACAUUGUCUUUGUUUUAAAGGACAAGCCACACAAUAUCUUUAAGAGAGAUGGCUCUGAUGUCAUUUACCCAGCCAAGAUCAGCCUUCGGGAGGCUCUGUGUGGCUGCACAGUGAACGUACCCACUCUGGACGGCAGGACCAUACCCGUUGUGUUCAAAGAUGUCAUCAGGCCUGGCAUGCGGCGAAAAGUUCCUGGAGAAGGCCUCCCCCUCCCCAAAACGCCCGAGAAACGCGGGGACCUCAUUAUUGAGUUUGAAGUAAUCUUCCCUGAAAGGAUUCCCCAGACGUCAAGAACCGUACUUGAGCAGAUUCUUCCAAUAUAGUCUCUUGUGUUUCCCAAGGACUGACCAGGGACCUUUCCAGAGCUCAAGGAUUUCCGGACCGUUCCACCAGUUGUGGACCCAUGAGAGGGCGGGAGGGCCCAGGGAGGGCUUUCGUACUGCUGAAUGUUUUCCAGAGAAUAUAUUACAAUCUUUCAAAGUCGUGCACUAGACUUAAGUGGUUUUUCGAGCGAUAGGGCAGCUGGUGGUGGGGACAGCAGGAAAAGGCAUUCCAGUCUGUCCCACUGGUUCCUGCAGCCCUCCCGGGAUGGGCCCGUACCCUCCUCCAAGGCCCUGCCACAGUCAAGAGGCAGACCCACAGCUGGACUUGAUGUGUCUGUAGUCCCUUGACUUGUGGCCAUUAGGUGGUGCCAACCUGCCAUCUUGGUUACCAGACCCUGUACACUCCUCAGUUUCUGUUGUGUGAUCAGUUUGUGUUUUAUUCUGUAUUUGUCUCCCCUGUCUUGCUCUUCCCCCUGAAGAAUCCUGUUUUCUCUUUUGCCAUCUCCAAUUGAGAACCAACUUCAAUUAUUUUUGCAAAACUGCCUGGCUGGCACCCACAAGCAAUACCUCUUGUUCAGCAGGACCAAGGGAGCCAGCCUCAUGUGAAUGAGUUGCACAGAUGCAUCUCCCUAGAGGGUCAGGGACCCUGGACAGAGUAGGGGACCUUCUCGACCCCUGACUCUGAAGCCACGUGCACUCACUUAAGGGUCACACUCUUUUUUUUUUUUCUUUUAUCUAUAAGGCAAUCUUCUGGCACACCUGGGGUUUACAAGUGCCCAGGUAAUUUUUCAUUUAAUGGACUCUGGACUUUUUCAAAAGGAUCUGAUCCUUUUGAAUUUUGCACAGCUCUAAAUAUAAUCCCUUUUGAUAAAAGGGUCUUUGCUUCUGAUUACAGGAGCACUGUGGAACGUCUGUAAAUAUGUUUUUAUAAUUCUGUGUAAUGUUGGUGUGCCCUCAAAGGAAACCAGUCCACGGCAGCUGCUGCUCUCUGUACAGGGCCAUGGUGGAAUUCAAAAGGAACCUUGGGAGUUGGGGAGGGGGGCCGGGUUGGAACAAGUGUCUGUUCCUUGCAGGCCAGUCUGGUGCUCAGACCUUUAGACUCAUUGUAAGUUGCCACUGCCAACAUGAGACCAAAGCGUGUGACUUGUCAAUGUGCAGCACGACAGCAUUAAAGACUGAUGCUAAACCUCA